AUGGCGUCCGGAAUGGGUGUUGACGAGAACUGCGUCGCGCGUUUCAACGAAUUGAAGAUCCGCAAGACGGUGAAGUGGAUCGUCUUCAAAAUCGAGAACACCAAGAUCGUUGUCGAGAAGGACGGAAAGGGUAAUGCGGACGAAUUCCGGGGUGCUCUCCCCGCCAACGACUGCCGAUUCGGCGUGUACGACUGCGGCAACAAGAUCCAGUUCGUUCUUUGGUGCCCGGACAACGCGCCCGUCAAGCCGAGAAUGACCUACGCCUCCUCGAAGGACGCUCUCCUGAAGAAACUGGACGGCGCCACCGCUGUUGCAUUGGAAGCUCACGAAAUGGGCGACCUCGCAGCCCUCGCGUAA
This is a messenger RNA of Toxoplasma gondii ME49, 357 nucleotides long. It is a transcript of the gene ADF, whose product is annotated as actin depolymerizing factor ADF. The transcript has 2 exons. NCBI's taxonomy places the organism in Eukaryota, Apicomplexa, Conoidasida, Eucoccidiorida, Sarcocystidae. Gene Ontology annotation, molecular function: actin filament binding. Bases 1 to 357 code for a protein of 118 amino acids. The record is from RefSeq and is a predicted model, not a curated record. Gene Ontology annotation, biological process: actin filament depolymerization. Gene Ontology annotation, cellular component: cytoplasm; actin cytoskeleton.